UACGUCAUUUAAUUGGGGAGCGAGGAGUGGGUGAAAAUGGUGGGGAGGGGGCCUGCGUCGGGCAACAUAAGAAUGCCGACGCGCGCGGGAGAUCACUCCUGAAACGCAGCUCAGAAAUCUUGGUGGGUUCUGCAGGGGGAGAAGAUAAAAGAGAGAGAUGACAGUGAGGGAGCUCAAAUCUACCCUUUCUUUCUUCUUCAUCUCUUUGCUCUUUCUCGUCAAUGGCGGAAACGGCGAAGACCCUUAUCUAUUCUACACUUGGAAGGUCACCUAUGGCGACAUCUACCCUCUGGGCGUCAAGCAAACGGGAAUAUUGAUAAAUGGGCAAUUUCCAGGGCCGCAGAUCGACUGUGUCACCAACAACAACCUCAUUAUCAGUGUUUACAAUUACUUGAGAGAGCCCCUUCUCAUCUCCUGGAAUGGGUUGCAGCAGAGGAGGAACUCUUGGCAAGAUGGAGUGUAUGGCACAACCUGUCCUAUCCCACCGGGCAAGAAUUUCACUUACAUGCUCCAAGCAAAGGACCAAAUCGGCACCUUCUUCUACUUCCCAUCUCUGGGAAUGCAAAAGGCUGCCGGUGGUUUUGGCAGCAUCAAGAUCUCUAGCCGCCCCCGGAUUCCCGUCCCUUUCCCUCCUCCUUCCGGUGACUAUGCCAUUCUCGCCGGAGACUGGUUCAGGAGAAGUCACAGACAAUUGCAACUUAUCUUGGAUGCCGGCCACAAUCUUCCCUUCCCUGAUGGUCUUCUCAUCAAUGGCCGUGGCUGGAAUGGCUAUACAUUCAAUGUUGAUCAAGGUAAGACGUACAGGUUCAGGAUAUCGAAUGUAGGCCUUGCAACGUCGAUUAACUUCAGAAUACAGGGCCACAAGAUGAAGCUGGUGGAGGUAGAAGGAUCGCAUACGCUUCAGAACUUCUACUAUUCGCUCGACAUCCAUCUGGGGCAAUCCUACUCGGUUUUGGUGACUGCCGAUCAGCCUCCAAAAGACUACUACAUUGCCGUCUCUUCGCGCUUCACCUCCCGAGUUCUCACAACAACAGCCAUUCUCCACUACAGUAACUCGUUUACCCGGGUGUCUGGUCCUCCUCCUAGCGGGCCUACCAUUGAUAUAGCAUCGUCCGUCAUGCAGGCCAGAUCCAUAAGAUGGAAUCUGACUGCAAGCGGACCACGGCCGAAUCCCCAAGGCUCCUACCACUAUGGACUGAUCAAACCUUCCCGAACCAUCAUUCUCGCGAAUUCUGCACCGUAUAUCAAUGGCAAGCAGAGGUAUGCUGUCAACAGUGUCUCCUUCACCCCUGCUGACACUCCAUUGAAACUCGCUGACUACUUUAACAUUGGGGGAGUCUUCAAUCUCGGAAGCAUCCCUGACCACCCCACCUGGGGAAACGCGUACCUCGCCACGUCUGUCAUGGCCGCUGACUACCGGACUUUCAUUGAGAUUGUGUUCCAGAACUGGGAGGAUACCGUGCAGUCCUGGCACAUUGAUGGAUACUCAUUCUUCGUUGUUGGGAUGGAUGGUGGGCAAUGGACUCCAGCAAGUAGAUCUCGAUACAAUUUGAGAGACACAGUUGCGCGUUGCACUACUCAGGUGUAUCCCAGGUCAUGGACUGCAAUCUACAUGGCGCUGGACAAUGUGGGAAUGUGGAACAUCAGGUCCGAGAACUGGGCAAGGCAGUACUUGGGCCAGCAGUUCUAUCUACGGGUUUACACGGCUUCGCUCUCAUGGAGAGACGAAUACCCUAUUCCCAAGAAUGCUCUUCUCUGUGGCCGUGCUAGAGGCCGUCAUACCCGGCCUUUGUGAGGCAGCAACACCACCUAAUUCGGGUCACGAUAGGGUGGCCAUAGGCUUAAAGGUUCUCCACGGGAAAGUUUUUCGAGGCUCAACUCGAGCCAUUGAGUCUUGUUGAAUUCUUCAUUUGUCAUUCCUUUCUAAUUUGCAAGAUGAAAUUUGGUCCUA
This is a messenger RNA of Diospyros lotus (date-plum), 1951 nucleotides long. Its product is annotated as L-ascorbate oxidase homolog. Gene Ontology annotation, molecular function: copper ion binding; oxidoreductase activity. Lineage: Eukaryota; Viridiplantae; Streptophyta; Magnoliopsida; Ericales; Ebenaceae. The record is from RefSeq and is a predicted model, not a curated record. The transcript is spliced from 8 exons. The coding region runs from base 158 to 1795 and encodes 545 amino acids.